AUGUUAGAAAAAUUUGGUUUCACUCAGGUCAAACAUGCACGCACUCCUAUAGGCACUACCUCUAAACUCAACAAAGAUGAAUCUGGAGACCCGGUAGAUCCAACCCUGUACCGUAGCAUGAUAGGAAGCCUGUUGUAUCUCACAGCUAGUCAUCCUGACAUUUCCUUUAGUGUUGGUCUAUGUGCCCGUUAUCAAGCCAAUCGUAAACAGUCUCAUCUUACUGCUGUCAAACGUAUUUUUAAAUAUCUUGCAGGGACUAUCGAAUUUGGUUUAUGGUAUUCAUGUGAUACAACUAUGUCCCUGGUAGGGUAUAGUGACUCUGAUUGGGCAGGAUCUCUAGAUGAUAGGAAAAGUACUUCUGGGGGUUGUUUCUAUAUUGGGAACAAUUUGGUGUCUUGGUUUAGCAAGAAACAACAUUCUAUUUCACUCUCCACUGCUGAAGCAGAGUACAUUGCGGCUGGCAGCUGUUGUACUCAGCUCAUCUGGCUCAAUAAGAUGCUCACUAAUUAUGGCUAUCCCCAAAAGUCAUUGACCCUCUUUUGUGAUAGCACAAGUGCCAUUAACAUUUCCAAAAACCCAGUUCAACAUUCAAGGACCAAACACAUUGACAUACGUUAUCAUUUCAUUAGAAACAUGGUUGAGUCUAAAUUGCUAACAAUUUCUCAUGUUUCCACUAAUGCCCAGUUAGCAGAUUUGUUUACAAAAGCUCUUGAUGCUCAAACUUAUGCACAUCUCCGAACCAGCAUUGGUCUCUGUAUCAUCUGA
This is a messenger RNA of Humulus lupulus (European hop), 765 nucleotides long. Its product is annotated as secreted RxLR effector protein 161-like. The transcript has a single exon. The record is from RefSeq and is a predicted model, not a curated record. NCBI's taxonomy places the organism in Eukaryota, Viridiplantae, Streptophyta, Magnoliopsida, Rosales, Cannabaceae. The coding region runs from base 1 to 765 and encodes 254 amino acids.